Molecule: messenger RNA, 4249 nt
Organism: Microstroma glucosiphilum
Lineage: Eukaryota; Fungi; Basidiomycota; Exobasidiomycetes; Microstromatales; Microstromataceae
Product: Pkinase-domain-containing protein
Exons: 3
Coding region: 82-3873 (1263 amino acids)
Biological process (GO): intracellular signal transduction; protein phosphorylation
Cellular component (GO): cytoplasm
Molecular function (GO): ATP binding; protein serine/threonine kinase activity
Source: RefSeq, a predicted model, not a curated record
ACUACCUUUUGCUACAUCGACAGAUCUUCACAUCAGAAGGCUGUAUCACUCUGACCGCUGCCCCCAGUCAUCACAUCAGGGAUGAGUCGCCAGACCGUCACGGCGUCUCCCGAGCCCGAGUCCGGGCCAAGUCACGAUCGCGGACAGGCAGACGACGACAAGGAGCAAGGAAAUCAGGUCACCGUAUCAGAGGAGCCGGCCUCCAUGUCCUCGUCACCAUCGUCUUCCAAUCACUCUCUUGUAGCCUCGCCGUCUCGAUCUCCGAAGGCUUCGACGGACUCUCGGCCUACUUCCCCUUCUCCAUCUCGACCUCGUCGGCCUGCACUGGACGGGGAGGGGGAGGGAGAGCAGCAACAGGACCAGCAGCAACAGCAAACGCGGACGUCCUCACCGCCCCCUUCCUCCUCACCCGUACAAGCAGAUGGUGACCAAGGAGAGGGAGAUAGCGCCUCUCCUCUUGCCGCAUCGCCCACCUCCGAGAAAGCCGAUCCUUUCUCUACGUUGAAACCUGGAGGCAGUUCCACGACAGAUUCUAGUGAGACAGAACCCCAAGAGGGAAGGCAGGAGGAGAGUUCAGCCGGAACUCGGACACGGCAGACUAGCAGGGAGUAUAAAGAGACGCUCGAUGCCAAGACCAAAGAUGAGAAGGAUGGUACUCGCAUGCUCAAUCAGUAUCACCUCACCCGAGUCAUCGGGCAAGGCGCCUAUGGUGUCGUCUUCGAGGGACGUCUCCGAGACAAUGCCUCUGAAAUCUUUGCCGUCAAGGAGCUCUCCAAGACUCGACUGAAGAAGUCACGUCGGAGCGAACAGCUCCGGCGGCCGGGUGCAGCUCGAGGUGGACUGAGAGGCAGAGGGCUACAAAGAGGACCUUCAAGAGGAACUUCUUCGGACAGGGAGGAGGACAAGGAUCCGCUAGAGCUGAUACGGAGAGAGAUCGCGAUCAUGAAGAAACUUAAUCAUCCGAAUAUCAUCUCGCUGCACGAGGUGCUGGACGAUCCUUCGAGGGACGAGCUGUACAUGGUCGUGGAAUACUGUCCAGGUGGAGUUAUCAUCGAUGUCAAGCUGCACGAGCGGACCACACCGCUGAAAGAAGAGGUCGCACGCUCCUACUUUGUGCAAAUCCUCCUGGGCAUCGAGUACCUCCAUUCCAGCGACAUUGUCCAUCGAGACAUCAAGCCCGCCAAUAUACUCCUCGCCGAAGAUGGAAAGACGUGCAAGAUUGUAGAUUUUGGAGUCUCGGAGCUCUUUGCUCCCUCGGAAAAGCCAGCUGAUGCAGUCUCUACUGCCAGAGGGCAGGGUACACCGGCGUUCCUCAGUCCGGAGAUCUGCUCGGCUCGAGCUCCCUCCUCCCGUAAAUCGACAGACGAGAGGAGACCUUCCCAGGGGGAGGGAGCGGGGUCAGAGAAAGCCGGGGUCAAGUCGGAGCGGGAGACUUCAGGAUAUCGGGACGAUCUCUGGGCUCUCGGAGUGACCCUCUACUGCAUGGUCGUAGGUCAUCUCCCCUUUGACAAGUCUGGCUUCAUGGAUCUCUAUGAAGCCAUCUGCCAUGAAGAGCCCGAGUACCCGUCACACUUGUCUCUGGAAUGCGUCGAUCUCCUGCAAAAGUUCCUGAUGAAGGAUGCCGAGAAGCGCAUCACCAUUGAGGACGCACGAGAGCAUCAGUGGGUCACUCUGGCUGGCACCGCGCCCAUCCCUUCGGCAGCCAAGAAUCUCAGCUCUGUGGUCAGCGAGAUCACCGAAGACGAGCUUCGCAAAGCCAUCCGCAGAGUCUCUGGUGUGUUUGCGGUAGCAAGAGCUGUGACAAAGUUCAAGAGGCGCAAGAGUACAGCGAGGUCCACCGGCAGCAGUGCGAAUGGAGAAGGAGGCCAGAGCAGCAACGAGCGCCAAGGGUCUAUGCUCUGGCCGUCUUCUUCGAACCCUUCCUCGCCGCAAGUGCAACAGGGACCAUAUGACUCCCCUGAAGCAUCGCCUUCUGUCUCUCGGGCCGGGUCGAUGUUCUCUUCACUGACUGGCGGGGAGUCGGGUCUGGGUCUGACCUCGACAAUGACCAGCUUAAAAGCUAUCGGCACGAGCGGUGGGCAAAGUGGGCCGUCGAAUGAACGUGCUCGAUCUUCCUCGGAGCAAUCACAGAAGAGUGCUGACGGUGCAGAGACAGACUCGAGGGAGCCGGAACAGACAGCGUCCUCAUCUCUCUCCCCCAUGUCCUGGGCAAGGUCGGCAGCAUCUUCUGCGAGCUUGAGAAGUGGAGCCGCGGGUCUCACCUCGGCAAUCAAUACCGCGGCCAGUGCUGGCGCAAGUACAAUCGGUCUUGGAACGAUCGCCGAAGUGAAUACGCCCGGAUCUCCGGACAACAAGUCUGGCUGGUCGCUCUUCAAGGGUUCGAGGGAAGCAGCAGCCCAAGAGAACCACAAGGACGACUCUGGCUCUGUUGAUAUUGUGCAGUCCCCUCGUGCGGAGGGUGGUCAGGAGGGGUCAGACACGCCUACCAAAGUCGAAUCGCCUUCUAGCGAGGACAUAAAGGACAGUCCAUUCGCGCCCUCUGGGGAUGGCGAGCGUCGCCAAACCCAAACGGAUCGCCUACACGCAUCGCUGCAAGCUCUUGAGACCCGUUUAGAGGCUCUUAUGAGAAAGUCGGACCCUACGGCUGCUAAAAAGCAUCUCAGCAAUCGACUACAGCAGGCUGGUCCGCUGGAUCGCCUCUCGGCAGGUCUCAAGAGCUUCGGUCUUGAUAAGAUUGCGGCUGCGCUCGGCAGCCUUACUGGGCACGAUGCAGGGUCUCCGAGCAAGGGCGAGGAAGCAGGCAAAGAAGAUGCAGAUCAAAGCCAAGAGGACGAAGAUGAAGGCAGCGACGAGCGGCCAGUACCUCAUCGACCUGACUCCCUUAUCGAGCCAGACCAUCUACAAGAGGACAAGGAAGGGCAUAAUGUGCACACUGGCCGCAAGACUUCUCGAGGUACUGCCUCUUCGGGAGUGAAAGUCGACCGCUUCUCCGAGCAGCAAGAACACUGGGGUCGGGCGCGCGGCGAGCGCUCAUCGUCUGCGCUCGGGGACGAGCGACCGCACCUCUUCGGCGGACCUGUCGUGGAGAGCCCCUUGCGCGAGGAGGUACCUAUGCACCAGGCCGUGCAGACACUCAGUGCCCUUGUGCCGGAAGGGGACGACCGGCAGGAGCAAGGGGAAGGGAUAAAGACGGAUGUUGGAUCUGCGGGCGAGGGUAUGGGCAGCAGCAAGGGUAGCGGUAGUGGCAAGAACAGCGGCAGCGGCGAUUACUUUACCUCUUCCCUCGGACCCAAGUCCAAAGCUGCCGCGAAGCAAGGGGAGCGCCAGGACCACCAGCAGCAGCAACCAGACGAAGAGGGGGGAGCUCUCCCCUCUGCUGCAACAUCAGUCUCUCCAGGCGCAAUCGAUCCUCACUCGGGUCGCAUAGAUGGGGAGGUGCCGGCAGGUGAGGACGGGGAAAAGCGCCAUAUUGAGCGACCGGCUGUGGGAGAGCCCAGAGAGGAGGACAAGCAUGAGCCGCCCGUUGAGCCGGAGUCGGGUGCGGAGAAGGGGGAUCAAGUCAGCAGGGGCGGCGACAGCAGCAGCAGCAAGAAGGACCCUGGUGAGCGUACUGCCUCUCCCGAGACCAGGAAGAAGGGUGGCGCAGCAACGGACGCAGAUACACGACCGCGGGAAGACACGCAAACGCAAACAAGCUCGAAGAGACAACCAGCCACCAUUGAUAGUGAAGCUGCAGCAGGUCCAAUCUCUGCCGAGGAUUCUCUCCCUGCAUCUGGAUUCGGAGACAAUGAUCAGGCGGGACAGGGUGAUGAGGGCCAAGAGGGCGAAGUGAAGGACCGUAAGAAGGGCGGACAGGGGGCGGCUGUCCUCUGAUGUGCCGAUCUGCAGUGGUGAGAGCGACUGAUGGGGGAGGAGAAGAGGUGGGAAUCGCCCUUGUCCGUACGCACGAGGUACAAUUUCCUGGUUCGAUUCCCCACAAUUAUGUAUACUAGCAAAGUGCGCUUGGUUACUCUGAGCGCCUUUUAUCUUUGAUCUCCCUUUACAUUGUGCGGCGCUGCGCUCGCCCAUCCGUCCGCUCACUCGAAGUGUAGUCUAGAGAGCCAAUCAGUCAAGAACAAACAGAACGUAAUCUUCUCGCUUCUCGUUGUGCUUCAAUUGACAGGAGGGGGAGGGUGUGGAGGAAUGGAGAACACAAAUUGCGAAGACACAAACAAAGAGUAAAGGCGAGAGUUACGACACGGUCGAGGAC